This is a messenger RNA of Cydia strobilella, 4083 nucleotides long. RefSeq names its product hepatic leukemia factor (gene Pdp1). NCBI's taxonomy places the organism in Eukaryota, Metazoa, Arthropoda, Insecta, Lepidoptera, Tortricidae. The record is from RefSeq and is a predicted model, not a curated record. The transcript has 7 exons. Gene Ontology annotation, molecular function: DNA-binding transcription factor activity, RNA polymerase II-specific; RNA polymerase II cis-regulatory region sequence-specific DNA binding. Gene Ontology annotation, cellular component: nucleus. Gene Ontology annotation, biological process: regulation of transcription by RNA polymerase II. The coding region runs from base 173 to 1042 and encodes 289 amino acids.
UAGAGGUGGGAGUGAGAGGGCGCGGGAGGGAGGCAGCACGCGUGCGAUCGCGCGUCGGCCUGUCGCGCGCCGCACACCGCCGCGAUCGCACGCCCCGCGCGUCCCCGCAGCGUCCGCGUCGCGAUGAGUGAACACUGAGCGAGUGCGUCGCGGAGCGCCUCGACUCGUUCUCAUGGAGUACCAGCACCCGCAAGCCCUCCAGCCGCUCGGGCCACCGGCGCCGCCACCGCAGCUGCUGCCGCCCGCGCCUCACCCGCCGCUGCCCACGCUGCCCCAGCUGCAGCACGGCCACGCGCAUGCCCAGGAUGACGACCGUUGGAGCCAGUAUCACAUCUGGAGACAGCACGUUUUCGUCAACGGCAAGUCGGUGAACAAUAAAGACACGCUCGAAGACAAGAAAGAUGACAACGAACUAUGGGAGGCGCAGGCCGCCUUCCUGGGGCCGAACUUAUGGGACAAGACGCUGCCCUAUGAUCCCGAUCUCAAGGUACAGGAAUACGUGGACCUAGACGAGUUCCUGUCGGAGAAUGGCAUGCAAGGAGAGGCGCUGGGAGGCGCGCACCUGGGCGGCUCGGCGUUCAGCGCGGGCGCGGGGCUGGCGUUGGGGCUGCAGGCGCCUGUCACCAAGCGCGAGCGCUCGCCCUCGCCCUCCGACUGCAUGAGUCCGGACACCAUCAACCCGCCGCUCUCACCCGCCGAUUCCACAUUUUCAAUGGCGUCGUCGGGUCGUGAUUUCGACCCCCGGACGCGCGCCUUCUCCGACGAAGAGUUGAAGCCGCAGCCCAUGAUCAAGAAGUCCCGGAAACAGGUAAAUGAAUUCGUGCCCGAUGACCUGAAAGACGACAAGUACUGGGCGCGCCGGCGGAAGAACAACAUGGCGGCGAAGCGUUCCCGCGACGCGCGCCGGAUGAAGGAGAACCAAAUCGCACUAAGGGCCGGAUACCUUGAAAAAGAGAACAUGGGGUUGCGACAAGAAGUAGAGCUGUUGAAGAAAGAGAACCACAUCCUGCGCGAGAAGUUAUCCAAGUACGCGGACGUAUAGGCGGCGGACGCUCCUUCUCGCCGGCACCUUCCCGCAUAGCACAAACACGCCAUUCGACAUGUCGCAGGCGCACCCUCGGCGCGCGUCGCCGCUGGCCGCGGACACCCUUCUUGCUUCCCGCCUCCGCCGUGCUGACUGCCACAUCUCACUUCAAUUCAACUUCUGAUCAUCCUCUCUCUGACAUGUCUGUCCUGUCGUUAUUUUACCCAGAAAGCUAUCUGAUGGUUUCGCCAGUUCGAUUGUUAUUUAUUCGUUUUAUAUCUACUUACACAUAAUAUUCCCACCAAACUGCUGAUUUGGUACUCAGUGAUCGUGAUACAUUUGGUUUGCCAGAAUUUUACACCAUUUAUGUAUAAAAUAUUACAAUGAAUUUUACCCCGUAUUUAAAAAAAUAUUUAUAUCGUGUCCGUGGAAUCAAUGACAUAGCGAAUCGGCAGUCCACCUGAAGUUCUGUAACAGGUUCUAAUGGACUAUCUUACAAAAUGUUGAAGUUACGUAGGAUUAAUCAAUAUUGCAGUUACCGUAAGUUUAUCUAGUUAGUUUAAUAGAUAAAAUGUUAACCAAAGUCCCAUUCGAGAUACGCUCCGAUCUAUCGUCGUCUCUAAUUCCUUCAAUUCGGACUGUGUCCGUCACUCAACAGGGUUAGCUAACGACGUACGGACCAAAAUUAUAUGGCAAAUUGUUAUUUUUGAAGGGUGUUUGUUGUAAGUCUGAUGCCGAGUGUGCACCGCGUCAUGUAUUCCGACCCGAAUGUGGAUUAUUGUAAUAAGUUAAUGUUGUUAAAUAUUUAUAUUGCGCCGGCAGGGACCGCGCGGCGCCCGCGCCGGACAGCUCGCGCACCGCUGUGGGCCGCCGCGCGCUAGAUUGCUCAAGUGGUUCGCGUACGCAUGCGCAAAUUAGAGGCUGCGUCUGUAUAUAGGUAGUUUUAAUGGGGCCCAGAGACGGCCCCGGGCCGCGUCCCGGACCUCGGAUCCUCUCCGAAUCUGUAUUAUAAAUGUUGCCGAAAGCUCCCCGUCCGUCCCUCGGUUCCGGCACGAAGGCAGCCUGUCCGCGCCGCGUCCGGGGCCGCUACCCGCGUUCUUGCGCCGCAGGUGUCUCACCGGCUCGCUUCGUAGGCCCGCUCUCAGAGAUUAACUGCCACGGUGGCGCUCUGGCGCCCAUCGCCUCUUCUAGCGCAUCACAUGCGCACCCUUUGUCGUUUACGUAGUGAGCGAAUACUAUAGUUUCGUUUCAAAUUUACUUAGUGAUAGUUUUAAGUAGUUGGUAGAUUCCGUAGCGUAGUUGUUAUUAGUCUAUUUUUGUUAUGGCUGUAGUUGUUAACGUUUUUGAAAGUUUAUAUUUUUUUAGUUGUAAACGGACUUGCGUUAUGGUAUCGUAUGGAUAGGACCCGUGAGUAGAGUCGGCGCGGGCGGGCGCGGCGAGGGUGGCGCGCCCGGCGCCGCCAUCGUCGCGCGCCGGCCUCCGCGGCCCAGCUGCGCCUCCCAAAGCACUGAAAGCAUCCUUUGAUGCUCCCCCGCACUCUAUUUGACUCGUGCUAAUGUUAAUAUAUAUUUUUGUAGGUUUUUGUCGUUGAUAAAUGAGUCAAUUGAAUGUUUAUUGAAUUGAAGAAAUUAAUGUUUAUAAACUAAGACUAAGAAGUUGUUGCAUUUGAAAGUAUUUUAUGGAUACAAAGCGAGAACAAUAAAAUGUUUUUUCUAUAAAAGUUUACAAGUGAGGGAUUCUAUAAAGGUGUGACGGUUGAACUUUUGAAAUGCACUGUUUCAUAUCAAAUGAUAAUUAUUACCUAUAAUAUGUAACGAACCUAAUGUUAAUUGGUCGCCCAGUGCGGCAUUUGAUACUCCAUCUUGUUUGUUAUAUUUAAUAUACAUUAACAUACGCAAUAUAUGUAAUGGUUUUGUAAAUCCAUACAUAAUAAUAUAAUUAAAUACGUUUCUUUGAAAAUUGUAACAUGGGUAUAGUUGAUAAUUAUGAUAGUUUUAAGUCUGGUUCACUCGACAGCGCCUCACGCCGGUAGCAUCGCUUAUGCAAUUGUAGGCCGCAGCGGGUGGCGGCUGUCUUGUGGAGCGGCCGCGAGGCGUCGUGAUAACGAGUUGUAUGUACGAACAUUACAGUUAGCUAUACUUAAACCUAAGCUAAGAGAAGUGUAAUAGUGUAUAAGUCGUUGAGCUUUCAAGCUGGCCCCUAAGGGAUAGCUCUUUGUCUAUUGUAAGUGAAACUGCACGUGCUAAUACUUACCUGCAUAAAAAAUGAUUGGCCUUUUUAACCGGUUACACGAAUUACCACUAUGAAGAUUGCAAUAAGGUUCAAGAUGAACAAACAGAAAAAUAAUUUGCGAUUUCUUGUGUGGGGGACCAAGACUUUCGACUCGCCGGCACUCAGUAACCGUAGAGGGAUCUACGGUUACUGAGUGCCGACGAGUCGAACGCUAUUGAACCAGUCUAAAAUGUGUCAUCGAGAUGCGUAACAAAGGCGCGUUAUUGGAGAGCGCACUUACACUGGUUUUUUUGAGCGUGGGGCUAGCCCGCGCUCAGGUGCCAAUUAGAAUUAUACGCCAAUUACUGACCCUUUUAUAGGGUUUUUGUAGGUAGUGCAGGUAGGCACGUGCGGUUUUACUUAACAAUAGUCAAAGGAUUAGCCGUUCGGGGCCAGCUACAAAUCGAACGACUAUACGUGAAGUGAAUCGGGCGGGGCGGCCGCGCGCUGCCCCGGCGCCAUUUUCCUCGCCUGGCAACGCCGCCGCGUUGUCCCUUCUCCCCCGCCCCACCCCCGCCUCACCACGUGCAUCAUCCACCGCCACCCUCCCAAACAGGUCCGCUCACUUCACUGUAUCCGGAACUACUCGCACCUCUUCCCGUUUACUCUAUUUAUUUGAUAAACCUGCUGUAUAACAUCCUCGAUUGAGGCUACUUUAUUUUUAAAAGUAGAUGUCUGUUAUCUUUGCAACAACAUAAAACCAUAUCGAUUUACUUGUACGAGUAGUGUUUUGUUUGACCGUAAUUUAUAUGGUUCUAUGGAUUGAAAUAAACGUUAAUUGUUGUAUU